AUGAAAUAUGAUGAAGGAUAGUCUCCUUAAUUGCGUGAUGAUUACAUACCCAAGCUUCCAAAUCCAAGACGAUCAGCAAUUUUUAAGGCCACUAAUGCCGUCAAUCUAACUAAAUUGGAUAGCAAGUAUUAAGAGAAAAAUGACAUGUUGGUGGCUUAAAUUUACAAGAUUGUCAAGCAUAUGCCUUCUGAUGACAGAUAAUUAAAGGCUGAGAGACAUAUAUAUGAUGCUUAUUAUCUUAGAACAAUCAGAAAUGAUAUUGAUAUGGCUGAUAAAGUGUUAUUAAAAAAUUUAUGGAAAAUUGAAAACAGCAGGAAUUGGGGUGGAUUGCUCUUCACAAUUACUUUAUUUUAUCAGAUUCUCACAUUCUUUGAGAAGCCUUUUCCGAAUUCGGAUUAUUAAGAAAGUUCAUCCAUCUCUAAAUUGGAGCUCAUUAUAUUGAUUUUGUUGUUUGUCGAUUUUACUAUUACCUUCAUUUUAUUGGCAACAAAAAAGAAUGAUGGUGGCUUCUAAUUUAAUACUAAGAGAAUGUUAAAAUUGAUAUUUAUCUUAUUGUGCGGAACAGAUUUUAUAAACUAUUAAUAUGAUCAAACUUAAUUCAGAUUUAGUCGAUUGAUUAGACCUUUACUCAUGAUAUUUUAUUCAAAAGACCUUAGAAGAAAUCUCAAAGGAAUUGCAAAGGCAAGCAGAGACUUGCUUCUAUUAUUUUUACUCUAUGUAAUUAUUAUAUCAACAUUUUCCUUUAUCGGAAUAAACUUAAUUGGUUAAUUGUAAACAGUGGACUAGGAUACUUAGGAUUAUGGAGAUUUCUUUCAAUUAUUUAAUAUGUUAUUUAUGACUGCAACUCUUGAUUUCUAUCCAGAUAUAAUGAUACCUGUGUUAAUGUAAGGAACUUAUUAUGUAUUCUUUUUUGUGAUAUAUAUAAUUCUAUUUUUAUUUCUCUUUUAACCCAUCCCUUUGGCUAUUGUGUAUGAAGGAUUUCGAAAACAUAGAAUGUAAAUAGCCAUUUAAGAUAUUAUCAAAUAAAAAUCAGCUAUGAUGGCCAGCUUCAUUUCACUUGAUUCAAAUGAUGUGGGUUACUUAACUGAAAGUCAAUUCAAGAAAUUCCUUAGAACCUUUUACCGAGGUCAGUUAACAGAUGAUCAAAUACAAAUCAUAUUUUAAGAAAUUGAUAAAGAUUUUAAUGAUAAGAUAUAGUUUGAUGAAUUUAAUUAAUUGUUAGCAGUGUUAUAGAAUAGCAAAAGGAUAUCACUGCCUCGAAUGAAAUCAUUAAAAUGUUGGGAAUAAUUCCAAAGAUUUUGCAAUAAAUACGGAUUGAAAAAGUUUAUCGAAUCUUGGGGGUUCAUAUUAUUCAUGCUAGCAAUAACAAUAUUAAACUGUGCUCUCAUUAUAACAGCAUUUUUUAUUGAUGAUCUUGAAAUUUUAGGUGUUUUUGACAUUAUUGACACAGUUUUUUUAGGGAUAUAUAUCUUUGAAUGUUUGGUUAAAAUGAUAGGAAUUGGAAUUGUGGAUUUCUUUAGUGAUGGAUGGAAUGUGUUUGAUGUAAGUAUAAUAUUUCUAUAAAUUCUAUUUGAUUAUGUUUUAUUUAAUUUUGUAACUGGAAAUAUUGUUUAAUCAAUUAAAGCAAAUAGAAUAUUAAGAAUAGCAAAAAUUUAAAAAGCAUUUCGAAUAUUUAGAGCAUUUAGGUCAAUCAAAUUAGUUGGAUACUUGCUAUAAGGCCUAGAAAUAUUUGCUCAUGUGAAGAAUUUACUAUAUAAAAUCAUUAUUUGUAUACCACUUAUCCUUAGAUUGAUUUUGCCAGUCUAAAUAGUGUUUUUCACAUAUGCUUGUGUUGGAAUAUAUAUAUAUGGAGGUCUAUAAGAUGAUGAACAGAAUCCUUAUCAGAAUAAUUCAUGUGAUCCAAAUGAGUUUAGAUUUUAAUGGGGAUAAUGCAAAUAUGCAGAUUUUAAUUCAUUGGGUGGAUCAUAUUUAUUGAUGCUAUAAAUAUUUACAGCUGCCUCUUGGGGUUAAAUAGUUUUUGAAUUAUCAUAUGAUACUAACACUUUAGCAGUUCCGAUGAUUUUUGUGGGUUCUUUUGUUUUCUUGUCUAUUUUUUUAUUAGCUUUAAUAGGAGGGUUAGUUUGGGAAGUAUUCACAGUGGUAUCAAAGACUCUAUUUGAAUAAGAAUUGGAACAAUACAAACCAGAAGAGAGAGCAGCAGUAGAAUUGAAUUAUUAAGAUGAAGCAAUAUUAGGUAGUAGUUUUGGAACAGAUAAUGAUCUGAGAAGUGGAUCAGAACUGAGUAAUGCUUUACAAUUAUAGAAAAAAACAGCAAUUUUAAAUGAUGACAACCCAGAUGUGUUACAAUUUAAACGCAGAAGUUCUAAAUUGAAACACAAUUAAGACGAGUUAAUUGAGAUUCCAAUAGAAAUUGAACCUCAAAUAGAAAUCAAAGCAUAUAAUAAGAUUUUAAAUGUUGGUAUUAAUAGUAAUAAAGUGACAAAGAAGAUAAAACCAUAAGGAGAUUUUAUAUAAAUAAUAGAGGAAUCUAUGUUUGAAAUUCAAAAGAUUUAUUGUGAUUAUUUUAUUGGUUAUCAAGAAUUUUUAGAAUAGAAAUUCAUAAGAGAAUCUCAUAAUAUUUAUAAUGUAACAUCAGAAUAUAUAAUCCAUAUAAGAAAUGAAAUCAAAAAGGAUGAAAUGUUUAAGAGAAAACAGAUUAAUAUCUCCAAUCAUGAUCUAUUGAUAUAGAAUGCAGUAUUGAGAGACACUAGUGAAGUAUAUAUAAAAAAAUAAGAAGAAGAAUUCUUAAAGCACGAGUUUGGACAAAAAUUCGAGUUGAUCAAAGAGUUAAAAUUUUAAAAUAAAUUUAAAGUAGAGAGUAAGAUAUUAUUUUCUUUAAUGGGAAUCUUAAAAUUUCCAAAACCAAAUCUUAAAUAUUUUUUCUAGAUUUUAUAUUUAAUUGAAAAUUACUUUACUUACUAAUUGCUUCCAGAUACUUCAUUCUUUAAAUUAAUUCACUCUAUUGAUGGUAGGUGGUAUUUAAUUAGUAUUGAAGAUAAUUAGAUAGUUUUCACUAAAAUAGGUAAUGGUCCUUGGACAUAUGAAAAAUUGUUGUUUGAGACAGGUCAAAUGAGAAUAUGUGAAAAUCUUAAAUUUAUGAAGGAUCAAAAAAAUUAAGAAAUUAAAUUUCACAUUAAAUAAUUUCAUUCCAGUAUGAACAAGAUGGCUAAAUAAUUUGAGAUAGAUUCAAAUAAAAUUGAUGUCAGAAGUACUAUCGUAUUGUAUUAAAUUAAAAAUUCAAAAUUUUAACCAACCAAUACCACUACUCCAAGAACUCACGAUAAAAAAAAUAGUUGUAGUCUAAACUAUUUGACUAUGGGUUCUUAAGUAAGAUAAAGACUCGCAGAAGUGGAUGAUCUUCAAGAUGAUUUAAAUCAAGAUUCUUCAAUUUAAUACAUAUACAAGGUAGAUGAUACCCACAAGCAUGUAAGUUAGACAAUUAUUUUUGUUCUUUCUAAGAUUCAAGCUUAGGAGGGAAGAAUAGUUUAUCAAAACUAAGUUAUGUUGGCCUAAUUUAUAUAGGAUUUAGCAGGAGUCAUCUAGAAUUAUUCAUAAAGUUUUUUUUAAUAAUUGGAGGAUCUUUAUUCUAUGAGAAGUUAACACAGAAGUAUGAGAUCAAAAUCACAAAUCCAUGUAUCUAAAUGA
Molecule: messenger RNA, 3684 nt
Organism: Paramecium tetraurelia
Lineage: Eukaryota; Ciliophora; Oligohymenophorea; Peniculida; Parameciidae
Exons: 4
Biological process (GO): transmembrane transport; monoatomic ion transport
Cellular component (GO): membrane
Molecular function (GO): monoatomic ion channel activity; calcium ion binding
Source: RefSeq, a predicted model, not a curated record